AGCGUAUGUCUCGCGUUGACGCCAGGCUGACGCCUAAAGGGACAACCCAAUGGCCCUAUAUAUCAACAUAACUAAUUCUUUCAGUCUUUGACACCCUCAUACUCUCCAUCAUCCUAGCUAACUAACCACUCAUCACAUAACUUCCCCCUCUUUCUCUCUCUCUCUCUCUCUCUCUCUCCCUUCUUCCCUCUUCCCUAUGGGAUCUCCUUCUGCACAUGUUUUACUCUCCGACACACGUGUCUCACAAUACAAUUUUCCAACAUUUUCCACUUCUUAGUACAAUUAUAUAUGUACCAUCUCUCCCUCCACAUAUACCUUUUUGUCUACAUUUUCUAUUUUCUUAACUUUCUGGGCUGGCUUCAUUACCUCUUGCCAGGGGAUACACCAUGUUGCAGGAUGUUUUUGAUCAGCCACUUCCACCAAAGGCCGAACCGCAACAGCAAGUCCCCAUUGAAGAAAUUUCAAGCCCUUUUAGUAGUGCUCGAAUUUUCGAAUUUUGUAACGCAGAAUUUUUCCCAGAGGCUUUGCCAAAUUCUGAGGUUACUUCCAGCUCAAACUGUUGCUAUGAGGAGAACUCCUCGUAUGCCACAACAAACAAAUCUUUAACUGUAGAUGUAGAAAAUAAAUUGAAUAGCAAUAGCAACACAGUCACCACGCCAACUAGCAUUACCACCACCAACAACAACAACACAACCAACAGUAGUAACCUGUCUAUUAUCUUAGACCCCCAAGAUGAAAUGGACAAUAAUGACAUCGCUGCCUCCAUAGACUUCUCACUAUCUCCAUCUUUCAAUGUUCCUCCAUUUCUCCCAGUCACAUCCCAGCAAGAACAGUUUGAUUUCUCUUAUGUGCAGCCUCAGGUCCAAUUACCAGCAUUUUCAGUUGUGGAGGGCUUCUCUCAGUAUCCCACUGACCCCGUUGCACCUCCACUUAUGGGGGCUCCAUUACCUUCUGUAUUUGAAGAGGAUUGCAUAUCUUCUGUUUCUUCUUAUGUGCCUCUCAACCCUUCAUCUCCUUGCACUUAUCUCAGUCCUGGCAUGCCACCAUACAUGCCUACCGGCCCCCUUACUAGCGCCUUAUCAACGGAUAGUUCUGGAUAUUUUGGUGGGAACAUUCUUCUUGGUUCUGAACUUCAGACACAAGAAUUGGAAUACCAAGGAGAAAAUGGAAGAAUGUAUUGUACAGAUUCAAUUCAGCGGGCGUUUAACCCUCCAGACCUUCAGGCACUUGGUACUGAGAGCCAGCAACUAGUUCCCGGGGGUGGUAGUUCUGCCACUCUAACACCUGAAAUCUCUAACUUAGAGGACUCCUCAUUCAAGGUUGGAAAACUUUCUGUUGAGCAAAGGAAAGAAAAGAUCAAUAGAUACAUGAAGAAAAGAAAUGAAAGAAACUUCAGCAAGAAAAUUAAGUAUGCCUGCCGCAAAACUCUGGCAGAUAGCCGACCUCGGGUUCGAGGAAGGUUUGCAAAGAAUGAUGACUUUGGAGAAACCAAUAGAACUACUAGUAGCAAUCAUGAAGAUGAUGACGAAGAAGAAGUAGUUGUGAAGGAUGAAGAUGAUAUGGUUGAUUCCUCAGAUAUUUUUGCUCAUAUCAGUGGAGUGAACUCCUUCAAAUGCAACUAUUCCAUCCAGUCCUGGAUUUGACUUAAUAGUUUGAGCAGUAUACCUACAUUUAGCUUCUGUAGAUUUUUUCAUGGCCACAUACCA
Molecule: messenger RNA, 1706 nt
Organism: Vigna umbellata (rice bean)
Lineage: Eukaryota; Viridiplantae; Streptophyta; Magnoliopsida; Fabales; Fabaceae
Biological process (GO): regulation of flower development
Cellular component (GO): nucleus
Molecular function (GO): DNA-binding transcription factor activity; protein binding
Source: RefSeq, a predicted model, not a curated record